This is a messenger RNA of Mytilinidion resinicola, 14612 nucleotides long. Its product is annotated as midasin. Gene Ontology annotation, cellular component: nucleus; preribosome, large subunit precursor. The transcript has 2 exons. The record is from RefSeq and is a predicted model, not a curated record. Lineage: Eukaryota; Fungi; Ascomycota; Dothideomycetes; Mytilinidiales; Mytilinidiaceae. The coding region runs from base 1 to 14412 and encodes 4803 amino acids. Gene Ontology annotation, molecular function: ATP hydrolysis activity; ATP binding. Gene Ontology annotation, biological process: rRNA processing; ribosomal large subunit assembly.
AUGGCGUCCUCAGUGGUGCUCGCCGCGGAGGCUCUUAAUACUAAGGCCACCGACACGAUAUUUCUGGAGAACGAACCUCUAUUCGUGGAUGUUUGCGCACGAUGGAUCUCCUCACCUUCGCAAGUCUCAGCAAAACUUGCUGCGUUUGGAAGAAUCAUACCUUUUGCACCUCACCUGGCCGAGCAUGUGGAGUACUUUCUGACGAAAACUUAUACCGAAGGUCUUCUCGGUCCCGCUUCGGAUUCAAUACCGGAGGGAGAACUGUGCGAACUUCUACUAGCAGUAUUCAGGCUGCUUAGCUUUGAUGAUUCAGAGUUUGCCAAGUACAUUCGUCCUUUGAAAUUGCAGGAACUACUAUCACACUCCAGCAAGAUAGCGCGGUAUCUUACCGCUCGAAUAUUGUGCCUCUAUCUCCACGCCUCAGAUGCUGCCAUGGAGGAACUUAUAUCGAAAUACGUUCACCGGGGACUAGACUCCGAGUCCAUCCACGGAGAAUGGGAAGGCAUCGUAAUUGACUACCGAUUCUUCAGCCUUUGGGAGGAGAAGCGUUCUAGGCAACUUUCCUUACGUCGAAAAGCGACUCAAGCCACUGAUUCUGCAGCUAACGGUCUCACCCAACUGCGUAAAGACAUUUCGCAUUUAUCUCUUGACGUCUAUGGUGUACUAUUACCACGUUUGGAUGGACCCCCGGGAGGACAGGAGCCAUGCAGAGUCGUUUCAGUGCCAACAACCACCAAGAAUCUCAAAGACCUUGCUAUAGGACUACUGGAUCCAAGCCCACUCCUUUUGACUGGGUUACCUGGCUCGGGAAAAACUCUCUUAGUGCGGCACCUUGCGUGGCAUUUGAGGAAACUCUCCUCAAUGGUCACGUUACACCUGAACGAACAGAGCGAUGCCAAGCUACUAUUGGGCAUGUACGCAACUGGAGCGAAGCCUGGGACCUUCAGCUGGCGACCAGGAGUUCUCACCACCGCAGUUCGAGAAGGGCGUUGGAUAUUCAUCGAGGAUCUUGAUCGCGCACCGAACGAGGUCAUCAGCACGUUGCUGCCUUUGAUAGAGCGAGGAGAGCUUCUUAUACCAAGCAGGGGUGAGACUAUCCGAGCAGCACGAGGCUUCAAGAUUAUCGCGACCCUCCGGACUACCCUAAAUUCUAAGGGCGAAGAGCUGGUGCCAAGAUCGAAUAUGAUAGGAUAUCGAUUUUGGAGGACAGUCGGGAUUCACAUGGCUUCCCUCGAAGAAUUCCGCGAAGUCAUUGCCCAGAAUCAUCGGGCGAUACUGCCGCACAUACCUGCGGUAUUGAGAGUGUAUUCACGACUGCAACAGCUAUACCGGGAGGCUCGCUUUGCUUCCGAGAAUGGGACGUCAUUGAGAGCUCUUACUCCGCGGGAUCUUCUUAAGUGGUGCGACAGACUUUCUGCUUUGCUCGCUGGGACUUCAUCGUUUACCUCCGAGAACAUGGACGAUAUUUUCAUGGAGGCGUUUGACUGCUUUGCUGGCAGCCUGCAUAGUGAUCCUGCUCGGGCAAGAGUGAUGGCUUACGUGGCAGAAGAACUCCAUAUUGAUCCACAGAGACGUGAUCACCUCCUGUCGAGACGCGAGGUUAGAUUUGAGGUCAACACCAAGAUCACGUCCUUAGGAGUGAUGCGGAUAGGCCGGUCUAAGCUACCACGGCACCGGAAAGCGAUUGCAAAUAGACAUGUAUCUGCGAGGCCUUUCUCCACGAAUGAGUACACUCUACGCCUUCUAGAGAAAAUAGCAGUCGCUGUUGAUCGCAAGGAACCGCUUUUGCUUGUUGGGGAAACGGGAACAGGAAAAACAACAUGCAUACAAUUUCUUGCCGAUCAGCUAGGUCGCAAAUUGGUUCCCUUUAACCUCUCUCAGCAGAGUGAGAGUGGUGACCUUCUUGGUGGUUACAAGCCCGUUAACAUUCGCAGCCUCGUUAUUCCCAUGAAAGAUGAGUUUGAUGCUCUAUUCGACGCAACAUUUUCACGGAAAAGGAAUCAUCGCUUCGUUGAGGUUCUAGGAAAGCAAGUGGCGAAGGGGGAAUGGAAAAGAGUCUGUAAGCUAUGGAGGGAGGCUCUUCGUAUGCUGGAGACUGCUCGUAUGUCACAGGAGUCUAGAGCGUCUUCCGAGGACGCCGAAAGCGAGCAACCAAAGAAGAAGAGAAAGGUGGACUCUUUGCCUGCGGAUUUCCCUAAGUCUCGAUGGGAUAAGUUUGCGAUCGACUUAAAUAAUCUCGAAGCUCAACUUUCAGCUGGAUCUGAAGGCUUCGCUUUUUCCUUCCUCGAAGGAAACAUUGUCAAAGCUGUCCGCAAUGGCGACUGGGUUCUCUUAGACGAGAUCAAUCUUGCAACUUCAGAUACUCUUGAAGCUCUUACAGAUCUACUCGGAGGCGGCUCAGAAGGGAGGCCGUCCAUUCUACUCACGGAGACGGGUAACGUCGAACGAGUAGUUGCUCAUCCAGACUUCCGAGUAUUCGCAGCGAUGAAUCCCGCUACCGAUGUAGGCAAGAAAGAUCUCCCUCCCGGGAUCCGAUCAAGAUUCACCGAGCUUUACGUUGAGAGCCCAGAUAGCGAUGUGAGGAGUCUACGCAGUAUCGUGGAAAAGUACCUUGGCGGAGAUUCGACAGACCCAGGAACCCGAAAGAUUGCUCUUGAUGUUACUGAACUGUACUUGGAGAUACAGCGACUGGCCAAAUCUAACCUUCUGGUUGACGGAGCAGACCAGCAGGCCCAUUUUAGUCUUCGUACUUUGACUCGAGCUCUGUCAUAUGCCCGGGAAACGGUAUCUUUGUGUACCCUGCGACGAGCGCUGUUCGAAGGCUUCAACAUGAGCUUUCUCACGUUUCUCAGUAGAGCCUCCGAAGACGUUGCCGCUCCUCUGAUCAAGAAGCACUUAUUCAACAGUCAGUCGAGCAUCAAGACCGAGCUUGGGAAACCCCUCAAGAAACCAGACAAUUCUCGGAGCUACGUCCAAGAAGGGUCGUACUGGCUACGGCAAGGUCCGUACCCUAUUGAGGACCAAUCUCACUACAUCAUUACCCCGUUCAUAAGGCGAAAUAUGAACAAUCUCAUCCGAGCGGCAUCAACCAGACGAUAUCCAGUCCUCAUCCAGGGCCCAACCUCGUCUGGCAAGACAAGUAUGAUUGAGUACCUCGCCAAGAGGUCUGGCAACAAAUUUGUUCGUAUAAACAAUCACGAACAUACGGAUCUGCAAGAAUACCUCGGCACUUACAUCUCUGGUGCUGAUGGAAAACUCGUUUUUCAAGAAGGUAUUCUCGUCCGAGCCUUGCGUGAAGGCCAUUGGAUUGUCCUCGACGAGCUCAAUCUGGCUCCCACGGACGUGCUAGAAGCUUUGAACAGGCUUUUGGAUGACAACCGAGAGCUCUUAAUUCCAGAAACGCAGGAGGUAGUAAGACCCCAUGAAGAUUUUAUGUUGUUUGCAACCCAGAACCCGGCCGGGCUGUACGGAGGUCGCAAAGCCUUGUCGCGGGCAUUCAGGAACCGCUUUUUGGAACUACACUUCGACGACAUUCCAGUGGAGGAGCUGACAGAAAUUCUCCGCCGAAGGACGCAGAUCCCCGAGUCAUGGUGCAAACGUAUCGUCAAAGUUUACGAGGAGCUUUCAAUGUUGCGCCAAGAAAACCGGCUAUUCGAACAGAAGAGCUUUGCAACGCUCCGGGACUUGUUUCGUUGGGCUCUUCGAAAAGCAGAAAGCCUUCAAGAUCUGGCUGUAAAUGGAUACAUGCUCCUUGCUGAAAGAGUUCGGAAACCCGAAGAACGGCAAGCGGUAAAGAGAAUCAUCGAGGCCGUGAUGAGCAAAGCUGGAGCUCGUGUCAGUAUUGACGAAGGAAGCCUCUACAGUGUCGAGCACUCCGUGGAGCUACGAGCUUAUCGAGACCGAGUGGGCACCAACGAUUCUGCAGUCUGGACUGGAGCUAUGCGUCGUUUGUUCGUCCUCGUUGCGCAUGCUAUUAGUAACAACGAACCUGUGUUACUAGUGGGAGAUACUGGUUGCGGGAAAACUACAGUCUGCCAAUUACUGGCCGAAGCCUUCGGGAAGCAGCUACACAUUGUCAACGCUCAUCAAAACACGGAAACUGGCGACUUAAUUGGAGCCCAACGACCCAUCCGGAAUCGAGCUGCCAUCGAGUCUGAUCUACAUCGCCGUCUUCUUGUCGAUCUAGACGCCGCGGGAGUCAAGUUAGCUCCUUCUGAAAUGAAUCUCGGGCGUUUACUCGCUCUCUACGAUCAACUUGACUAUGACACUCUAAGUCUGAUACCUAUAGAUCACCGCGAGGAGAUCAAGACUAACCGGACGAAAGCCGCAGCUCUCUUUGAGUGGGCAGACGGCAGCUUGGUUCACGCAAUGAAAGAAGGCCAAUUCUUUUUACUGGACGAAAUAUCUCUCGCCGACGACUCUGUCUUGGAACGGCUCAACAGUGUUCUCGAACCUCAGCGUACAUUACUUCUGGCCGAAAAGGGACCCAUAGAUUCUCUCAUUGUCGGGUAUGAGGGUUUCCAAUUCCUUGCAACGAUGAACCCCGGAGGUGAUUAUGGCAAGAAAGAGCUCUCGCCAGCUUUGCGAAACCGAUUUACUGAGAUCUGGGUACCCUCACUAUCUGAUGUCAACGAUAUCGUCCAGAUUGUGCGCGCUAAGCUGAAAUUAGAGGCGUUGCAGUAUGCGGAGUCAAUAGUGUCUUUCGCACAGUGGUUUAACGACAAGUACAACACAUCGGUCACAUCUUCGAUUUCGAUUCGAGACACUCUUGCAUGGGUAAACUUCAUCAAUGGAUGCCAAAGCCCCGACACCUUGUUUGGCGUUGUACAUGGCGCCGCCAUGGUUUUUGUAGAUACCCUCGGAGCCAAUCCUGCCGGUCUCUUAGCCAUUUCUUCUUCCAGGAUUGAUGUCGAGAGACAGGAGUGCCUCCAUCAUCUUGGUAAACUCCUGGGCAUAGAUGCUUCUCAGAUCUACUACGACGACAUCAGUAUCACUGUCUCUAAUGACCUGCUCACCCUUGGGUCGUUCUCAAUUGCGAAAGCUCAUGUCACGCAGGAGGAUCAGUUCUUCUCGCUCGAAGCGCCUACCACGAGAUCCAACGCGAUGCGAGUCGUAAGGGCUCUCCAAUUGUCAAAACCAAUACUGCUCGAAGGGAACCCAGGAGUAGGCAAGACGACUCUUGUCACAGCUAUAGCCAGAGCUGUUGGAAGACCUCUAGCGCGUCUUAAUCUCUCGGAACAGACCGACUUGAUGGAUCUCUUUGGCUCUGACAUUCCAAUCGAAGGUGCACAAGCUGGAACGUUUGCGUGGCGCGAUGCUCCAUUCUUGAAAGCUAUGAAGCGUGGAGAAUGGGUCCUACUAGACGAGAUGAACCUAGCCUCGCAGUCUGUUCUGGAAGGCCUCAAUGCGGUCCUGGAUCAUCGUGGUGAGGUCUACAUAUCCGAAUUGGACCAGACUUUCCAUAAGCAUCCAGAUUUUCGCGUCUUCGCCGCACAAAACCCGCAUCACCAGGGUGGCGGGCGGAAAGGUCUACCGGCUUCAUUUGUCAACCGGUUCACUGUCGUCUAUGCCGAUAUCUUCAAGCCUGAGGACUUGAUGCUUAUAUGCAAACAGGUUUAUCCUCAAUUCGACCGCGAAGAAGCUUCUAAACUGAUUACUUUUGUUGCUGAACUUGAUGAGCAGGUCGUCAACCUUCGAAAGUUUGGGACGUACGGUAGUCCGUGGGAGUUCAAUCUGCGCGAUACUCUUCGAUGGCUCCAGCUGCUUACGACUACGAACGGACUUUCACCCUCUGGGAAUGCUAGAGACUUUCUGGACACGAUAUUCACCCAGCGAUUCAGGAACGAGUCUGACAGGACGCACUUGGUAGAUCUAUUUCACGCUACUUAUGGCGCUCAGCAGGCUCGAAAAAGCUAUUACCAUAACCUCGGCCUUGGUACCAUACAAGUGGGACUCGGCUUUCUCCCGAGGAAUAAUCGCCUCGCGCCUUGCAAAGAAACCCAGAUUCUGCAAAGGUCUCGAUAUGCGGCAGCAGAGUCACUGAUGAUUUGUGCACAGCAGAAUUGGCCGGUGAUCCUUGUCGGUCCACCAGGGGCUGGCAAGUCAAGCCUUAUAAAUCAUAUCGCAGGAGCUACGGGGGCUACCCUUGUCACAUUCGCAAUGAAUGCUGAUAUUGAUGCUAUGGACCUUGUUGGAGGCUUCGAGCAAGUGGAUCCUGUGCGACAGAUCCAUCGAUACUUCACCAAGCUCAAGUCUUUCGUGCAAUCCCGACUUGUAGAAGAUCAGACCUCUCAAGCGUCCUUGUAUUACCUCACUAUUCUGAUGCACAUCAACACAUCCAUCACUUGCGUCAGCUCCGAAUUGUUUUCACUGCUCGAAAUGGCCGCUCGAGAGGACUCUCAAUGUGUACCUUUGUUUGAAGAGAUAAAUUACUUACAGAGCUCGUCUCAAGGCAUUGACGGUGGUCGCUUUCAAUGGGUGGAUGGGGUACUUGUCCAGGCCCUGGAAGAGGGCAGCUGGCUUGUGCUUGAUAACGCGAACCUGUGUAGUGCUUCCGUUCUGGACCGGCUGAACUCUUUACUGGAGCCAAAUGGAUACUUGAGUAUUAACGAACACCCUACAGAAGAUGGCGAAGCCAGAAUCGUUAAGCCACACCCGAAUUUUAGGGUCAUCAUGACCAUGGAUCCUCGCUAUGGAGAAUUGUCGCGAGCAAUGAGGAAUAGGGCCGUGGAAAUAUUCCUUUUGCCAGACUGGUCCUCGGAAUUACAGCCUCAGUCUCAGUACACCAUUGCCUAUCCAAUGGAGUCGUCGAUGUACAGGUUUCGGCAUUUCACAACGCACACCACAGAGCAACCUUCUCUGCCCCCUCUAAAUAUUUGGAUCCCCAAAGCAAAAGAAAUAUACACCAAGAUCGCAACGGAAGCAGGCCUCGGUUGGAACUUUGCAAACUCACAGCCAUAUCAUCCAUUGAAUAACGAAGUUGUGGUGUAUCGAAACACCGGCCUAACAGACGCGGCGAUUGGUGCAUCUUUCAUCUAUGACUUUGUCGUCGAAAUCGAAAGGAUGAAGUCUGCCCUAAACGAUAUGACGACACAAUCUUUUGGGCGAUGGCCAGAGAAGAACAGGAUUCCAGAGUUUCUGCUCGCCCUCUGGCAAGCUCUCUCGACUUGGCUGGAGCAGGUUUGGCAAGCAGAGACUCUCAAUUUUCCGUUCCUAGAUUCCCUCAAUCGAAUAAGGGCGCUCUUUUGGGAACUUUACAAUAUGUCAAUAGCAGUAGGUUUUGACCGAGCGGCCCUUCAUACCUACCUGGCAAUGUUUACCAAUGUCUCGACAUCCUUGAAGCAAUUAGACCACCCGGCAGCCCUUAUGUCUAACGCAAUCGCUACAAGCUUGACAGGACUCCGAUCUGGUUCUCAUCUGUCCAGUGGCCUUUGUAUGGAGCUGGUGUGGUCGCGAUUCAAGCCGACGACGUCAACAUCCACCCCGGCGCUGGACACUCUUCUUAAGCUUGAGGCUCUGGCGGAUCGAUUCGACACAAUUAUGUGGAGAUCGGAUGUUUCUUUCGAUGACCUAGCGCGCACGCGAGAAACGUUCUCUAGUGCAAUAGGCCUGCUACAAGAAGUCAAUGUUGACGGAGAAGAACUAGCUACAAGCCUUGAGAAUGGUGUUCAUGAGCUGGAGCAGAAGGUUGUGGAGGACGACUAUCAAAUCACGCCUUACUUCGAGCAAGCCUUUGAAGGUAUAUGCCAGUUUCUCGACCUGGUUUCAUCCGACAAUAGCGGCCUGAGUUAUCAGUCACGAGCAUCGCGCUCCAAGGCAUCACUUCUGGCCAGAAGGUCGACCAAGUCAGCUAUGUCUCCAACCGGAAACACGCCCUGUCUACUAUUUCUUGACCUUUGCAAUUAUCUUAGAGCGCGAGACUCCGGCAACAAGGAUAUCGCGCUCUCGAACCAGUUCCAGGCUGUUGCACUUGAUAAGCUAACGCACGUGGAGAGUGUGUCAUUGAGGCAAUUGGACUCAUUUGAAUCUGAAUUGCAUCUCCUUGGGCAGUUGAUUGGUUCCGAGAGCGAAAGUCUGGCCCAAAAUCAGCUUCUUACUCUCAAAGAUCAUCUGGGGGCUCUGACAGCCGAAUUAGCCGGCAUUUUCGAAGCUUUCACUAGCGACGAUAGGUUAGGAGACACUAGGUCUCAGAGCUUCAUCAGUACAAAUCUAAGACAAUGUCUGGAAUACUCGAGACUCGCAGAAGAAGACCUAUCAAGCCUAACGACCGCAUCUAAAGCAUGGACAAGCCUCGCGUUGGCCGGCAUCAAGCUCUACAUACCAGAUCGACCUUUCGAUCCGGCCCUUCGACCGAUGAUAGAACGCCGCUUCUUCAACGAUCAUAAGGCUGGGAUAGAAGAGAGGCUGGAUGCUCUUCAGCUUUUCGAACAACGUUUCACCGGAAAUGACACCACCUUACGCAUCCGUCUCGUGCAACAAGCGCUGCAGACAUUGGGAGAAGAGCCACAGGUUGCCGCUGUCGUAAGGCCUGAUGUCUCAGAGCUUGAGGUUUUACAAGGAGAACUCGACAAUCUGCUCAAUGUUGUACGACCGUUACUCGAAGGUACUGCUACUGCAGAAGACAUUUCCCAGGACCAUACUUUUCGUCAGAACAUUUCUCAUAUCAUUCGACGCUUGACUGAGGGUUACCGCUAUUAUGACGACAUCACUGGUCCUGCUGUAGGCUUCUUGCUUUGCCUGAAUAUUGGGUUGAGUCUUGCAGCCCAAAGUCACCUAGCGCGCACACCUUCUUCCGAAGCAGUAGCCUACUUAUCAGCACAGACUCCGUUCUUGGGUCUCAGUAGGCACGAAAUCCAGGCCACCGCAAGCUUCUAUGAGGCCGAUCUUGGGAACACCCUGAAGCAGAAGCACCCCGAUACGGACUUGCGAUGGCAUUUCUUACAACACAGGGCCAUCGAUGUUGCUAUAAUGGCUCCUUUUGGGCGUUACGAACUACACAAUCUCACACACGAUGUGUUCUCGAGCUUUUUCACCGAGUGGAAAGAACGACUUCAGUUGGAUCAGGAGAAAGAAGCGGCAGACCACAGCCUCUACACAUACCGUGGUGGGGAUGAUGAGGACAUCGAUGAGGGAGAUCUGUCGUUGUUCCCAGAUUAUGAGAUGGAGGUUGACGACUCAGCUCUUUUGCCUUCAAGACUCUCACAAGACCUUGUUGUCCGUUUAUCCGAUCUACAUGAAAAGAUAUUCCUUGGAAACGACUCAGGCCCAGAGAUGGCGAAGGAUCUCCUUCACUGGUCUGCUAAAGAGAUUGGCAAGCUUACCAAGAGAGACACAGCAUGUGCUUCCAAGUCCAGCCUUGAAGAUAUGCUGCCCGCAAUCUUUGUCGAGAUUGACCGAGGAAUCAAUACCUUAUCGACCGGUGGAGUGGCACAAACCUACAACUUCUAUUUUGACCCCAACAUAGUAGAAGGCAAGAGAUUCAUCAACCUCAUUCACAAGCUACAAAAUCGCUAUCGCAAAAUCAGAGAAGUGUGGCCUGAACAUGCAACACUUGGAGAAGUUCUCCGAACCUGCGAUGAAGCUCUUGCCUUUGGACACAUCGAACCGGUCGCCAAGUUCUUGACCAAGGCAGAAAAACUCCAUAGCUACAUGUACGAGUGGCAACGGGUUGCGAGUAGAGAGUUCAGCACAUCAGCUCUCUAUGACGAGUUGACCAACCUUCUGAUCAGCUGGAGACGACUAGAGCUGACGACGUGGGCCCGACUAUUUGACAUUGAGAUGGAAAAGUGUAACAAUGCCGCAAAGAGCUGGUGGUUCAUCGCCUAUGAAACCAUAGUCGCAGCUCCAGAAUCCCUACAAUCCUCUAAUGAGGCCGUACAGUCGCAUGCCAAGGGGCUUUUGAAGGCCUUAGAAGGCUUCUUCUCAUCUACGACCAUUGGCCAAUUUAACCAACGACUUCGUCUUCUAAAACAGUUCUCAAACCACGUCAAGCUACGUGUACAAGAAGUUCCUUCGCUACAGCCAAUACAUCUUGCACUAGAGAAUUUUAUCUCGUAUUACUCAAAGUUCAAGACUCCGGUACAAGAAACACUGGCCAAGGGACGGAAGGUGCUCGAGAAGCAAAUCAAAGAAGUCAUUCUACUCGCUAGCUGGAAGGACACUAACAUCGAGGCGCUAAAGCAAAGUGCGAAGACUUCGCAUCGCAAACUGACAAAGCUUGUAAGAAAAUUCAGGACCUUGUUGAAUCAGUCUUUCGCAGGCGUUUUAAGCAAAGGAUUCCCGGACCUUGGAGGUCUUCCGCCAAUUCAAAGCAACCCCGAAGUCGUUAUGGCCCACGUGGACAACGCUAUGUUAGACAGAAUCUGCAGCGGCCACAUCUCGGACUGGAACUCAAGGCAAUCUCGGUUCAAGAAUGUCCCAGUCACCGUGUCAAUCAUGCGGAGCAAAAGCCGACCCAAUCCCAGCAGCCUUAAUGCCUCUGAACAUGUCAAUGACUUCAUUGCGGAACUGGAGUCAUCUAUGGCGGAACUGCAAAAGGCUACACCAGCUUAUUUAACGGAGGAGAACAAGACUGCGGUAAAGCACCUUAAGUCCAGAAAACGGAAACUCUUCGUGGACACCCUAAAGACGCUGAAGGAGAUGGGUUUCAAAUGGAAUUUUGGUACCGAUGCGCUCGAAAACCAGGACUCGUUAGCGACUGUCUUAGCCAGACUGCCAGCUCUACCCACAACGACAAGCGGAGAUACAGAGACUGCUGCUGAGAACCAUCUCUAUCAAACUUUAAGUAUCAUGCAACAAGUCCGGGAAAUUGCUAAGGAACAUCCUGGCGACUUGACUGGAGAGCAAGUGGCCCGAGCUAUUGGCUUCCUCGAGAGCUUGCUUCAGUCAAGCAUUCGACAACGAACGACGUUGGCAAGGACCGUGGAGACUUCCCAGUCGCCAUCGAGCGAUCUUUCCAUGUACCAAGCACUCCAGGAUCCCAUUUCUCGCAUUGCGCAUCUUGGCGCGCCCGACGAACGCGACCUCUUACGAACCUCUGAUGGACAAGUGAAAGAUGCAAAAUCGCUGCUCAACGUUGUCCAGUGGCUAGUGGCAAUCUUGGCUGUUGGUAUUGAUCUAAUCAACACUCAAGCUAAGCUUGCCAAACUUGACCUGUCGUCUAUUACUACGGGCCUCGCAACGUGGAAAAUCACGUUCGAUAACCUUCUGUCAGAAACAAAUGGUCUUCUCGAUCUACCAGAGAACGUUUGGACCAGAGAUCAUAUUAGGGUCAACGAAUCUGUUGGACAACGCCUGUUGAGUUUUGAAAGCGAUGUCAAGAAAUGGGUCGAGGAUUUCCCGGUGGUAAAAUGCACGUUGAAGCAGAUCCUGCCCUUCGUACGGUUCGAAUCUGCAUCUUCCUUAGGCGAAAUCGACCAGGCCACCUACAUCACCGUCGAGGACAUGAGUCACCAAAUCUUUUCUACUAUCGAUAACAUUCUCGGUUCCAUGCAAGACGUCGAAUCGGCUCUUGCCAACUUGCCACUGUCUCCCGAGGACUCCGCCUGGUUCAUCAAAGAAGAGACCACUCUUUUCAAGACUAUCAACGCGAUGCAAGUUCCAUUGAUUGCCAGAGAACUUCAAGGCUUGGCGGACUCUAUCCAGAGAGUACAAGACAUAGACACAACAAACAGCGGUAUCAAGACAGUAGUAGCCGUCUUUGCCUCUGUGCUGCCAAUUCUCCAACAAUACCACGCCAUCUUCCUCGAGCUCAUGAACCGAUACGCAGCUCUCCACGCCUCAACCUGCAAGCUCUCCUACCGUCUAGCGAAGGUGUUUCUCCAAGUCGGCACGAAAGGAUUCUGCACACCGUCCGAGAAGUCUGAUGAGAAGGGUGACAAAUCAGACAAGCUUGAGGACGGAACUGGACUCGGCGAUGGCGAAGGUGCGGAAGACAUCAGCAAGGAUAUAGGCGAUGACGAGGACUUGACCGACUUGGCACAGCAAGAGAGCGAGAAAAAAGACAACGAGAAUAUAGAGGACGAAGAAGAUGCUGUCGAUAUGGGCGAGCAGGAGAUGGAGGGCGAGAUGGGCGAUGUGGAGCACAAGGAAGAUGACGAAGAUAGUAGCGAGAAGAGCGAGGGUGACGUCGAAAGCGAGGUCGGUGAUGUAGACGAGCUAGGGCCUUCGACUGUUGACGAGAAGAUGUGGGACGAGGGUAGCGACGAAGCUGAAAAGGAUAGAGAUGGAGACGACGGGAAAGGACAAAAGAAUGAUGAGCAGGUUGCUGCUGGUGAGAAAGAUGGGGAGAAGGAGGAAGAGGAGGGAGAGGGCCAGGAAGAUGAAGACAUGGAGCCGGAGGAAGGUGCAGAGGAACAGGAGAAUGUCGGCAUGGAGGAAAACGAAAAGAUGGAUCCUCAUACCGAGCAAGGCGAGACACUCGACCUGCCAGAUGAGUUGAACAUGGACGAUGAGAAUGAGAAGGAUGCGAAGGCGUCUGAUGACGACAUCUUAGGCGAUAUGGACGAUGAGGGUGUUGAAGAGGAGAUGGAUGCGGAGGAGGGAGCCCCGGAGCCAGACGAUGUUGAUCCGGACAUCAAAGAGGACGAAGCGGAUGGGAGCACGACUGGUCACAUUGAAGACGAAGCAGAGCACCUAGAAGACCAGUCAGAGGGGCCGGAAGACAUGGACGAAGCUGUUGCUCCCUUACCCGAUGAUCAACCUAUGCCGGACGAUUCAAGACCAACGGAAGACGAAGCCACCGCCGAUACCAGUGCCGAAGCGGGUGCAGGAAUGGACGCCCAAGACGACGUUCAAAACGACCAAGAUGCUUCUGCUAAUGCUGCUAAACGGGACGAGGGUACCAAAGGCGAAGCGUCAGACCCAAAUGACCAGGCCACCGCAGAAGAAGGGGAGACGGGCCGUACCAACCCUGACAGCGCAGGACGGGGCGAUGAUGUUCCAGAGUCUGCUGCAAGUCAGCCAUUCAAGAAACUAGGCGACACUCUUGAAAAAUGGUACAAUCAACAACGCCAGAUUCAAGAUGCUACCCAAAAAGACGACAAGCAAGUGCAGCAGACCGAGAAAGAAGUCGACAUGGCUGAUGCCGACUUUGAGCAUCUCGAAGAUGAAGAGACGGAGGCUGACGCGCAGGCUUUGGGCACAGCAACUGAAGAGCAAGCCAAAACACUGGACAAGAGCAUGGCCCUUCCAACAGACGAAAACGAGGAACGCAUUCCUGCUUUGCCUGAAGAUAAGCCGGAUGACGAAGCUAACGAAGAUGUUGAUAUGGUAGAUACCGUUGAUGACACCCCGCGAGACCAACAACCGCAAGAUGGUGAUGGCAGGCCCAAAGCCUUCGUCGGCGAACAGAAGCCCAUUCAUCAAGAAGACGAAGACCAAGAAAUGGAGGAUGCUCCCGAAGAUCUCGAUGACGACUCCGAUGUCGCCUCUUCCGUCUCUGAAGUCGAGAAUCAAUUGUCCUUGACACAUCUCGACGUCAACUCCGAUUUCCCUACGGUAGAGACUGCUCGCGCUCUUUGGCUCCAUCACGAGUCCACUACACACUCCCUUGCACAGACCCUGACCGAACACCUCCGCUUAAUCCUCGCUCCCACUUUGGCAACGAAACUCCGCGGCGACUUCCGAACCGGCAAGCGCUUAAAUCUCAAACGUAUCAUACCAUACAUCGCGUCCGGCUACAAACGCGACAAGAUCUGGCUCCGACGCUCGCAACCCUCGAAGCGGGCUUACCAGAUUCUCGUCGCGCUGGACGAUAGUCGCAGUAUGGCUGAGUCCGGCGCCGCCAAUCUAGCUCUCAAGACUCUAGCACUAAUUACGCGCUCACUGGCUAUGCUUGAAGUGGGCGAGGUUGCAGUCGUUGGCUUUGGUGACGACGUCAAGGUCGCUCAUGACUUUGAUAAGCCAUUCACCAGCGAUGCGGGUGCCAAUGUCUUCCAGCAAUUUGGAUUCGGGCAGCAGAAGACGGAUGUGCGGAAGCUUGUCGAGAGGUCUCUGGGCUUGUUCGAAGAGGCGAGGAUGCGAGGGCAGGGAAGAGGGGACGAUCUGUGGCAGUUGAUGCUCGUGGUUUCUGAUGGGAUCUGCGACGGGCAUGCUGAGAUUCAGAGGCUGGUGCGGAAGGCGCAGGAGAACAGAGUCAUGAUUGUCUUUGUGGUUGUGGAUGCGACUGCUACCUCUGGCGAUGGAGAGGAUGGGGCUGGUGCAAAGGGGCUGAAGAAGGGCAAGGAGAAGCAAAGUGUGCUGGAUCUGAAGUCCGUGGAGUUUGGAGCGGAUGGCAAGAUGGUGAUAACGCGGUAUAUGGACCGGUUCCCGUUCAGGUGGUAUCUUGUUGUGAGAGAUGUGGCAGAUUUGCCGGGCGUGCUGGCUACGGCGCUAAGGCAGUGGUUUGCGGAGGUUGUGGAUGCGAGUGGUUGAUUCUCUUGUGGCUCAUUUCUUUUUGUUUGGUGCGUUCCUAAAAGUUUGCGGUUUUGGUAGUGGACCUCGUAAUCUUGUGGUUAUUCAACGAUGAGUUCAGUGGUGGUAAUCAAGUAAUCGCUAACAAAUCUAUGACAUUGCAUCUAUUGGCUAUCAGUUCCUUCGUUGAUAACUAUAGUAGACUACAGUAAUAUAAAUAG